UCUUCUCCCAAGAAAAAGAAUCCAAAUUCUUUCAACUUUAUUUCGUCGUCGCUCUUCUUUUCACGUUGGAUUGAUUGUCUCUAAAAGAGGAGGGACUGAGAAAGAAAUGGUUUCCUUAAAACUGCAGAAAAGACUUGCAGCGUCUGUUCUUCACUGUGGGAAAAGAAAAGUAUGGCUGGAUCCUAAUGAAACGAGUGAAAUAUCUAUGGCCAACUCACGGCAAAAUAUUCGUAAACUUGUCAAGGAUGGAUUCGUCAUUCGAAAACCAGUGGUGGUGCACUCAAAAGCAAGAUUUCGACUCCGUUUGGAGGCUAAAAGAAAGGGAAGACAUAGGGGACCCGGAAAGAGGAAGGGUACAAGAAACGCCCGUUUGCCUCAAAAGACCGUAUGGAUUCACAGAAUCAGGGUUCUUCGCAGGUUGUUGAAGAAAUAUCGUGACCAGAACAAAAUAGACAAACAUCUGUAUCGAGAAAUGUAUCUGCGUUGCAAAGGAAACGUCUUUAAAAACAAGAGAGUAUUGAUGGAGGCCAUUCAUAAGGAGCAAGCGGAAAAAGUUCGCGAAAAGGCUGCUCAAGAACAAUUGGAGGCUAAGAAGGAGAAGGAGAAGGUUUUGAAAGAGAAGAAAGCUGUCAAGGGUGCAAGACAGGGACUCUUAGAAAGUAAGGCCUCAAAAAGAAGUGCACAAAAGUAACUCUCUCGUGUUGAAGAGUGCAAUAAACAUACAUAUCCUCAAAGCAUUAUGGA
Molecule: messenger RNA, 744 nt
Organism: Galdieria sulphuraria
Lineage: Eukaryota; Rhodophyta; Bangiophyceae; Galdieriales; Galdieriaceae
Product: 60S ribosomal protein L19e
Exons: 2
Coding region: 107-691 (194 amino acids)
Biological process (GO): translation
Cellular component (GO): ribosome; cytosolic large ribosomal subunit
Molecular function (GO): structural constituent of ribosome; RNA binding
Source: RefSeq, a predicted model, not a curated record